AUGAGACUACGUGAUCUACAACCAUGCCGCUUCCGAAGUUUGACAUUCGACAUGUUCCGGUGUCAUGAAGACCCUUCUGCACCAGGAAGUUCUGCAGGGAGCCACCUAGAUGAACGGGCGAAGGAGAUUAUAGGCAAGGUCCGGGAGUUUUUCAUUGAGCUGAAGAGACAACUAGGGGAUGAGGCCAGCGGCACCAUCUUCAAUUCCCCCGCUCAGCUAACGGCGUUGGCCUGCGGAGUUUCGGCACCGACUGUCCGCAGCUGCACCCGACGUGGCAGCAUUUCCAACCCCCAGAGACGGGAUCGAAGAAGAAAUCGAAAGCAGCUGGCUGAAGCGGUAGUCAGGAAAUACGGGAACGAAUGGGGGGAAAUUGUCCGACAUCUCAUUCACGGGAAGCUGCGACAAGAGGCCGACGUCACCACUGAAGGAAUUCGCGCCGAACUCCAGGAAGCCCACCCCUCUUUCAAAAUGUCCCACUGUACUUUUUACUACUUUUUACGGGGAUUGGGCUUUUCCUACAAGAUCAACCGAGGCCAACGCAUCAUAUUCGAGCGCCCAGAUCUUGUGGAGAAGAGAGCGGCCUACCUCUUCGCUGUAGAACAAGCAAGGAGUCGUGGAAGCUGCCUCGUUUUCAUGGAUGAAACGUGGGUAUUCGAUGGAAUGACCAAAAAGAGAGGGUGGAACGACAACAGUAUCCCUCUAUUUGCACCCGCCUCAACAUUCCAGGAAUAUUCAUACGGGAAGACCGCAGCAAAAAAUAAGGGGCGAAGAGCAAUCGUCAUCGGUGCGAUUACUGAGGAAGGUCCAGUCCCCGGCUGCACUAAGAUACUCGUCAGCGGUUACAGAGAAGCUGACGAUGAUUAUCACCGUGACAUGGAUCACGUAGUGUUUGAAGAUUGGGUGCGGGAAGCUAUACCUCGCAUGCGCAUCGUAGCGGCUGGGCGACCUCUUGCACUGAUUCUAGACAAUGCCCCAUACCAUAGCCGACAGCUGGAGAAGAUACCCAACCGAUCUUCGAAAAAAGCCGAAAUUGAGGGCUAUCUUAGGGCACAUAAUGUAACAGUGGGGUCAAACGCCACCAAAAACGAUCUUUUAGAGGAGCUCCGCCAUUUCAUAGCAAGCAGAGGCGGCAUAGAUGCAUUACGCAGCUACGCCGUUGAUACCAUCUGCGGCGAGCAUGGGAUUGCGGUGAUUAGGCUACCGCCCUAUCAUUGCAUUCUCAAUCCCAUCGAGAUGUGCUGGAGUCAGAUGAAAGCGCACCUCUGCAGAGUAGGGAAGCCAGGGGACACUUUAGAGUUGGUAAGAGCUUUUCUCACUGGCUCUGUUUACGCCAUAGAGAGGAAAUUUUGA
Cylicostephanus goldi is the source of this 1350-nucleotide messenger RNA. The record is from the annotation of a GenBank genome assembly. NCBI's taxonomy places the organism in Eukaryota, Metazoa, Nematoda, Chromadorea, Rhabditida, Strongylidae.